AGCCGAGGGAGGGAUUUGCGAGCCAGUCACGUCCUACGCUGCAGAGCGGAGCCGCGAGAGGCCGGCCCAGGAGGCGCCACAUCCGGCGGCUGCCCCGUGGUGCAUAAAGCCGACGCCGCUGCUGCCACCACCGCAGUUGGUUUCCAGCGGCAGCUCUGGCCUCUUCUCGGCUGCGGGAGCCGCUUCUCCAAUGCCCCAGAGCGGCCAUGAGCUCCCCGCACUGGUGGGACCAGCUGCGGGCUGGCAGCUCGGAGGUGGACUGGUGCGAGGACAACUACACCAUCGUGCCUGCCAUCGCCGAGUUCUACAACACGAUCAGCAACGUCUUGUUUUUCAUUUUACCACCCAUCUGCAUGUGCUUGUUUCGUCAAUAUGCAACAUGCUUCAACAGUGGCAUCUACUUAAUAUGGACUCUGUUAGUUGUAGUGGGAAUUGGAUCCGUCUACUUCCAUGCAACCCUUAGUUUCCUGGGUCAGAUGCUUGAUGAACUUGCAAUCCUUUGGGUUCUGAUGUGUGCUCUGGCCAUGUGGUUCCCCAGAAGGUAUCUACCAAAGAUCUUUCGGAAUGACAGGGGCAGGUUCAAGGCGGUGGUCUGUGUCCUGUCUGCAGUUACAACGUGCCUGGCGUUUGUCAAGCCUGCCAUCAACAACAUCUCUCUGAUGACCCUGGGGGUUCCUUGCACGGCGCUGCUCGUUGCUGAGCUAAGGAGGUGUGACAACGUGCGUGUUUUUAAGCUGGGCCUCUUCUCGGGCCUCUGGUGGACCCUCGCCCUCUUCUGCUGGAUCAGUGACCGGGCCUUCUGUGAGCUGCUGUCGUCCUUCCACUUUCCCUACCUGCACUGCGUGUGUAUUGUUUUUGGGUUUCUUCCUGGAUCCUGAUGCCCACAUGCCACCUGCCUGGAUGUUAGUUGGAGCCCUGAAUUCUUACCAGGUCUGUAUGGACGUGACUCUUUUAUGAACAGUGGGUUGGUGACUGUCAGAAUCUGGAGGUGGCAUGCAAGCACGCUCAGAUACCUCACUCCAUUUCUCACAGCCUCUGAUUAUGUCCCUGAGUAGAUGUAGGCAGUAAUUCUGUGGAAGGGAAAAAACCACAGGGGGCUCAUUUCUGUGAUGUGGGGAGAGUCUGCCUUUCAGGGCUGCUCUGCAGAUAGGUUAAAGAAGUGGAUUUCUAGAGAAUGCAGUUUCAAAAAGUAAUUACUUAAUGAUUUGAGCUCUUUAGAGAAUUAUAGGCAUGUGCCUUAGACUUCAGAGCAGAAGGUACCCAGUUUCCUAUCUGUUACUUAAUAACAGAGACAUUGCUGCUGUCAAAAAGGCAGCGUUCUGAAAUGUUCCUAUUAAUAUAGCCCAAGGAAGAAUGAUGUUUUAUUCCACGGUACACGGAACAGUGAAGCAUUUAAAGGCUAAUCACUGCCCAGCCACAAUAAUCUGUGCAUUUCUUCAUUCACUUAUUCAUCAUUUAUUUAUUGAGUGCCACACUGUGCCAAGCACCAUGCUGGGUGGAGAUAUCAAGAUAAAUAAAACACACAUACACCUCCCCAUGUAUCAGUUAGCUCUGGCACUGUAACAAACACACCAAAACACAGUGGCUUAAAACAAAAACUACGUAUUUAGUUUACACGGCUCUGGGCCAACCAUUUGGGCCGGGCUCAGCUGGCCAGUUCUUCUCGUCUUCGCUGAAUUUACUCAGGGUCUGUGGCCAGCUGCGGGGUCAGUCAGGGCUGGCUGGUCUGGGGGUUCUCAGCUAGGAUGGCUCGUCUCUUCUCCACAUGCCUCAUCCUCCCGCCGUCUGGCCUGGACUUACUCACGUAGGGUCUAGGCAGAUUACAAGAGAAUGAGGGGAAGCCUGCCGGGUCUCUUGAGGAUUAAGCUUUGAACAGACAUAAUGUCCUUUUAGUUAUUCUGUUGGUCAAAUCAGAACAGAUCGACUUACAAGGCCAGGGAAAGGUGAAUACCUCUUGAUAGUCAUGGCCAAGAGACUUGGCAACAGACUGAGGAAUAAUGAUGGUUAAUUUUUGCAGAGUCUAUCUCACUGCCCUUUAUAGCUCAUAGUCUGUGGUCAGAGGGACAGGAAAUUGUGAUACGUGCUACUAAGAAAUUGUUUCUUUCUCUUCCUCUCUUUCCCUCCAUCUCUAAGUAACAUUUUUACAUUCUACAUCAGGGAAAUCUAGUCACUCCAGUUAAAACACUUCAACGAGUCAAAGGUCUGGCACAGAGCUGCUAUUAUACGUUAAAAAGCAGAAAUGUUACAAGGCAGUUGGAGCGAUCCAUGAACCUCAUGACCACCAAGCUGUUGGUCAUAUCACACACUCGAUUCUAUGAUAGCAUGUCUGCCUUUUAAAUAUAUUAUCAACGUACAAACUGUGCCUGGGUUUUGUUGAAACAAAUUGUAUCGCUGCACACACACAUAUUUCUUCAACUAGACGCAGAAAAUCAUCUUGUUAAAAUGCACGGUGUGAAACCAAUGAAAAUAAAGCCAUAGCCAAAUCCGUAGCCAUAAAAUAGGAUCUUUUCACCGAGGACCGUUUUUUAAAAUUCCAUCAGCGAGUAAACACCUGUGAAAAUAUGCGAGCUCAACGCCAACACCAGAUGCAUCUAAUUAAAUCAAUUUCCAGCUCUUGCUGUCCGAGAACAGCUGUGUGUAAAGCACGUUUCCUCCGCUCCUUCCCACCACUGUGAAAUCACUGAGGGGGGGCAGAGAAAGCCCCAGGUGAGUGGGUCUCAAACUUGUGUGCAUGAGGAUCACCUGGAUAGGGGUGGUGUGGGGCAUAAUUCUUGUUAAAACUGAUGUUUUUUUUACUCUACCCUUUCCCCUCGAUCUUGGUAAUUCUCCCGGGAAAUCUGCACACAGGUGGUCAGGAUCACCCUUUCAGGAUCACUGCCUUUAUCUUAGAGAAGUUUUCCUUCCAGGAACUUUAAAAAAAUGAAUUAGGACCUCAUACUUCGUCUCUCUAUGUCAGGCCGAUAGUACCAAGUCUCUGCCAAUCUAGUUUUCUCACUAAACUUUCUGGAGACCUUGAGAUAUGAACAGCACUAACUCACUAACCAGAGACCAAAAUGCCUUUCAAAAAAUCCAAUUUGCCGCAAAGGGGAGAGAAUGCAGCUGUGACUUGUGGAUGGGCACCAAGGGCUGUUGUUUGAAUUUCCUCUAAAGCUGUAGAUCUGUACAGUCUACGAGUACAAAGGGAAUCUGGGGCCACUUAGUUAAACUCCAUUUUAUGGAUACAGAAACUGAAGUCAAGUGUCUUCUCUAAAAGUCGCAGAGAUGGGGCUAAAACCCAGGUCUUCCCAUUCUCUAAAGUUAGUUUUCUUAAAAAAUGUGGAGUCUGCAGUGCUCUGUCUACUGAGAGUCCUUUGGGUGCAUGUUCUCUUGUGAGGCGGCCAGCAGAGUGGGGGAGAAAGGACACCCCAAGAGUGUUCUUGGUGCCCCUUUCCGACAGAACUGGAGUCAGGUGACCUGGGGCCUCGUGAUUCUCCAGCCCCAGUCCGCGUGUGGGAUGCAGCAGCGUGGAGUGUGUGUGUGUGGGAACUUCACGCUGAGUGUGUGCUGAGGUGCUGUGGUGUGUCGCCUGCCACGGCCCCUAGCCUCCUUCUGUUCUGGGUUCUGAGAGGAAACAAGACAGGCCUCCCUGCGAGAGUUUCACACCGGCUUAGAGGCUGCCCCGUGCUGACUACGCUGCCGCGUUCCCCGUUUUUCCCCCACGGCAGACAUCACUAAUCCAGUAUGACAGUUCUUCCAGCAGAGCCAAAACCUGGUUUCAGCAUCUUCCUCCAGUUAGCUCUGUGGGCAGCCACUUCAGAUCAUCCAGUCAGCGGGAGAGAGGAGACUAGUCUGCAAUCCUGCUUCUCAGUGAUUUUGUCUAGAAGUAAUUCUAAAAUCGACAUCCAGGGAAUAGGGCUGACAAGAACUUGGGGAGGGAGGGAAGGCAGAGUCAGAGCUAUGGAACACUGCGGCUGUGGCUCAGGGCUGGGUUCCCCCCUAGCAGCCCAGGUGUUACAUGCUGACCUCUACAUGGGCAUCCCUUCCCACUGAAUCUCCUCUGGUCCAGUGUGUGUGUGUAACAAAGACCCAAGACAACCAGCUGGACCUGCGGGUUCAGUUUGCAGCCAUAGAACACAGUGAUCCCACUGAUGGGGAUCAAACUGAUGUCCUUGACUUUCCUGGUGUGAUUCUCAACCAAACAAGCUACCUUGUGACCAACAGAGAGAAUAAAGUCUUGUGACUCAAAGUGUAGUCCAAGGACCAACAUGUUGGCCUCCCUGGGAACUUGUUAAACCCACCUCCUAGAGAAAUGGAAAUAGAAAAAUAAACAAAUGGGACCUAAUGAAACGUAAAAGCUUUUGUACAGCAAAGGAAACCAUAAACAAGAUGAAAAGA
This is a messenger RNA of Delphinapterus leucas (beluga whale), 4374 nucleotides long. The record is from RefSeq and is a predicted model, not a curated record. Lineage: Eukaryota; Metazoa; Chordata; Mammalia; Artiodactyla; Monodontidae.